Messenger RNA from Plenodomus lingam JN3, 204 nucleotides. Lineage: Eukaryota; Fungi; Ascomycota; Dothideomycetes; Pleosporales; Leptosphaeriaceae. The record is from RefSeq and is a predicted model, not a curated record.
AUGUACGUCAAAGAGAUUUAUCGUUCCACUUUCCGUGCAGAUGUAGACGCCAGUACAGGCUCAAUAGUGAAUGACGAGAGGGAUCCCCAUGCUGUUAGUUCGAUUUAUGCCAGUCGGAAGGUUUAUCUUGCUGGUUUUCCGUCGCUCCAUCCGGCGAUCACUCGAAUAACGGGACAAAGUUCUGCAAAACUGCCAUGGCAAUGA